This is a messenger RNA of Linum trigynum, 363 nucleotides long. Lineage: Eukaryota; Viridiplantae; Streptophyta; Magnoliopsida; Malpighiales; Linaceae. The record is from the annotation of a GenBank genome assembly.
AUGUCUUAUUCAUUGAAUUCGUCCAAUCUGGUUAUUGCAGUGGGAUCCCCUGUUUCAACUUCUCAUGGAUUUGUUGCUGCUGCUGCUCCGGAUUCUCUUGCCGUUGUCCGAAUUUGCGUCGCUGCUGCCUCUGCAAUCCCUGCCCUCGUACAUCCAAUUGCUGCUCCAGCCGUGACAGCGGCGGCAGCUGCUGUAAUAACUGCAACAGAUGCCUCCCGCCGCCGCCCAACAAGUGGUGCUGCUGCAGCUGCUUUUCUUCCGCCGCUUCCUGUGGCUGUCGUUUACCCAGCUUCAGAUGCUGUAAAAAGGACGGCAGCGGCGGUAACGAGGAGAGCAAUUCCUGCUGCUGCCGCCCAGAUUUGA